This is a messenger RNA of Fusarium proliferatum ET1, 924 nucleotides long. RefSeq lists its product as uncharacterized. Gene Ontology annotation, cellular component: cytoplasm. The record is from RefSeq and is a predicted model, not a curated record. The transcript is spliced from 3 exons. The coding region runs from base 1 to 924 and encodes 307 amino acids. Gene Ontology annotation, molecular function: aldehyde-lyase activity. NCBI's taxonomy places the organism in Eukaryota, Fungi, Ascomycota, Sordariomycetes, Hypocreales, Nectriaceae.
AUGAGAACACUCAAUACAAAAGAUUAUAAUGCACUGAGCUUGGCUCAGCCCACCAACUUCAAUUCGAUGCUCAAGUCUGGAACAAUACUAUGGGGCACUGGCUGUCGAAUUCCUCACGAAGAGGCGGCUCGAAUCGUUGCCUCGACGCCAUAUCAUUUUUGCUUCCUUGAUGCGGAACAUACGCCGCUAAAUAUUACUCUGCUUGUGAGCAUGAUUCGAACGAUACAGUAUCAUUCACACGGCACCAUGGUCCCGGUUGUGCGGAUCCCAGGAUGUUCACCAGAACUAGUCCCACAUGCUUUGAACGCAGGCGCAGGAGGAGUGAUCAUGCCUCACGUACAAAAUGCCAAGCAGGCUGAGGACUUGGUUCGACUGUCAAGAUUUCCGCCAACGGGAGAUCGAAGCUAUCCUCCUGCUGCCUUGAUCAACGAACAUCAACAUAAAACACCAGAAGGUCAAACGACGUAUGAUGUCUGGAAUAACCAUGCCGCUGUGAUCUGUCAGAUUGAGGACCUGGAAGGUUUGGAGAAUAUUGAGGAAAUCUGCAGGGUUCCCGGCGUUGAUGGACUAUUUAUUGGCACAGGUGAUUUGCGACUAUGUAUGGGAAUGGCUACAGGGAGUCUUGAUGGCGAUGAGCCUGCUUUCGUGUCGGCCCUUGAGAAGAUACGAGACGCGGCCAAGGCCAACGGCCUGCCCAUGAUGGGAUUCGGCAUAUCUCACUCUACAAUGAAGAGCAGGAUAGAUAUGGGAUGGAAUGCGUUUAUUAUUCAUGGGGACAUUACGGCGAUAUGUCAGUCUGCGAUUCAGACGCUGGAUUCAUACAGUAGCGUCGCUCGUCGCAUAGUUUCCAAUGGCCAUAAGAAUGGUGAAAAUGGGAAUGGAGAAUAUCGAAAUGGUACGAAGAGGGAGUGGAAGGAUGACUAG